GAACUCGAGCUGGCACAGACGCACCGAGUAAAGAGGAAGCUUGGCGGACCGACACCGGGAUAACCGAGAGCUAUACCACCGGGCAUGGGGGGGGCGGAUUUGUACAGGAUGCAGUCCCGCUAGACUGUUAAUGGAAAAGAAGAAGAAGAAAUCAAACAUUAAAAAAGCGCGGUUCACGGCGCUCUGUUAUUGUGGAAACGCCAAUACAGAAAGCAGCGGCGUCAGCAGAUAAAGGCGUUGAGAGUUUUCUACCUGGGGCAGCGCAUUUCAGGAUUAUAACGCGGAGGUGAUAGCGUGUUUACCUGCUGAAUCACCCACAACCAGCGGCACUGAAAGAUACGCGAAUUGGUAUCAGCCCCGUGGUUUGAAGAGGCGCAGGCGGUGAUGGAGGCAUGGCGUGACGGGUUUAGUUCGACCGGCGACCGGCACGCUACAUCGCAGCUCGGUUUGAUGGAUGACCCCGGCAGUGCACAUAAAUAAAAUAUAUCUCGUUGUAUGUCAUAGUGUCUGCGUGAAUGAAUGGGACAGACAGACCCUGAGGAAUGAAUCGGUUCCACACCUGAAACUGAAAGGAUCCUGCUGAGCAGCGGGAAACCCCACCAGACGUGUUGCAUUGUGUUGGACAGGUGAAUGAAGGGACAGUGAAUUGCAUGGCAGUGCUACACACGCGGAGAUCUAUUUAAAAGGAAUGUUACCUUUAUCCGUGUGACGCACAGGGGGAAUUGUGUAUCCGAUUUAAAAAAAAAAAAGUUUUUUCACUCUCCCUCCAACUCGUGGUAGCGUUACUAACUUUGUGGGGGAACCGUGUGGUUGCAGUUUGUAGAAGGGGAAUGUAAAGCGACAGUUACCUUGGAUUACACAUUGAGUGCGGCUCCUGGGACUGGGGAUAUGGAUCAUGAGAAGCGGAUACCUGGAGCGGGGGCGCGCACAGACAAGACCGAGCUGGACGAGAAGGAUGGCGACAUUACCGGACCUGUCCCGGGCGCGACCGGACCGACUCGCCCCAGGCCCUCCUCAUACCGCGCCCUGCGCAGCGCCGUGUCCACGCUGGCCAGGAUAGACGACUUCUACUGCGAGAAAAUCGGGGCAGGAUUCUUCUCAGAUGUUUUUAAGGUGAGACACAGGAUUUCGGGGCAGGUGAUGGUCCUGAAGAUGAACAAGCUGAUGAGUAACCGUGCCAACAUGCUGCGUGAGGUGCAGCUCAUGAACCGACUUUCCCACCCCAACAUCCUGCGGUUCCUAGGAGUCUGUGUUCAUGAGGGGCAGCUCCAUGCACUUACUGAGUACAUCAAUGGAGGGAACCUGGAGCAGCCCCUGGCAGUGGUGGGCUCCCCCUACUGGAUGGCUCCAGAAGUGCUAAGAGGAGAGCUCUACAAUGAGAAGGCUGACCUCUUUGCCUACGGGAUCAUCCUGUGUGAGAUCAUCGCCCGGAUACAGGCGGACCCGGAUUUCCUGCCGCGCACUGAGGACUUUGGUCUGGAUACACAGGCUUUCCAGCACAUGGUGGGAGACUGCCCGGCUGCCUACCUCCAGCUCGCUGUGUCCUGCUGCAAUUCCUCUCCCCUUUUUCUCCCUUUCUCCUCACUCCCCUCUCCCCUUCUCUGUCUCUCCUCUCUUCAAUCUCUCUCUCGCCCUCCCCUCUCCCUCUCCCCUCUCAGAUGUCCCCCUGAGCAGAGGCCUUCGUUCUCAGAGAUCGCUCAGCAGCUGGAGAGGGUCCUGGAGGCCCAGGAGGAGGAGGAGGAGGAGGAGAGGAGUGAGACACAAAGAGCAAGGAGCCAAGGGAAGAGCUGGGAGCUGAGAGAUGGCACACAGGACCCCUGCAGUCCUGCUCGGAGACACUCGCUGUGUCUGCACCUCCCCCGAGACCAGCACCUGUUCCGCAGCCAGUCCGACAUGCUCCCUCCCAAAAUUCCACACUUCGAGGGGCUGGCUGGGGCGUCAGCCCGGGUCAACCCCUUCUCCCUGCGAGAGGACCUCAAAGGGGGCAAGAUCAAGCUGUUCGACACGCCCAGCAAGUCCGUUAUCUCCCUGACCUUUGCACUGCCGCAGCCCCCCGACUCCUACCCAGCGACCCCGUCCGUGACCCCCAACACACUGCUCGACCUCCGAUGCAGCAUUGCAGGGCCUGAAGCGGCCCGGAGAUGCAGGUCUCUACCGAACUCUCCCGAGCUGCCUCGCAAAGCCAGCUGGAAGCAGGAGGACUUCAAAGACCUGGGGAUCUCGAGGGAACGGGAUCUGGAAAUCGCUCGCUAUCUGGAAUUCACACAGGAGGGAGAUGUGGAAAUGGUACACAAUCUCGAAAUCGUAGACCUCGAGUUCGGAGACAAGCAGAUGGAACCAAUGGACUGCUCAAGCAGCCCAGACAUACAAGAGGGGUCCUUAUUCCUGGACGAACUGGUGCAGCCCUUCCUGAACAGCUGCCUGGUGACCCCUCCCUCUCCGCGCUCCAGCGGCUGGCAGUCUGGCGUCCCCAAUGACAACAACUACACUGUGGUGGUGAGCCGGCCUGUGGGCUGGGACCAAGGCUUCCACACAGACGGCUCCUUCUCAUUCAAUGCCUCCAGCUGUACCCUGGAGCAGGACGAUGUAAUUUCCUGUCCGGGCUGCUGCCUGGCAGGGCUGAGGUUCCCCUCCCUGUGUCUGAGACCUUCGCGCAGGAACCCUCCCCCCUACAAGAACCUGAACGUGGAGGCGCGAGGGCUGCUGUGCCGGGGGAAGCCCUUGAACACAGGGCAUGUAAGCAGGAAGACCGAGUCCAGUUUGACCAUCCCCGAGGCACAGACGUAGUCGUGGUGCAGAGCCCCGUCUGACCAUCCCCGAGGCACAGACAUGGUCGUGGUGCAGAGCCAGGUCUGACCAUCCCCGAGGCACAGACAUGGUCGUGGUGCAGAGCCAGGUCUGACCAUCCCUGAGGCACAGAGCCCGGUCUGACCAUCCCCGAGGCACAGACACAGUCGUGGUGCAGAGCCCGGUCUGACCAUCCCCGAGGCACAGACACGGUCGUGGUGCAGAGCCCGGUCUGACCAUCCCCGAGGCACAGACACGGUCGUGGUGCAGAGCCCGGUCUGACCAUCCCCGAGGCACAGACACGGUCGUGGUGCAGAGCCCGGUCUGACCAUCCCCGAGGCACAGACACGGUCGUGGUGCAAAGCCCGGUCUGACCAUCCCCGAGGCACAGACACAGUCGUGGUGCAGAGCCCGGUCUGACCAUCCCUGAGGCACAGAGCCCGGUCUGACCAUCCCCGAGGCACAGACAUGGUCGUGGUGCAGAGCCCGGUCUGACCAUCCCUGUGGCACAGAGCCCGGUCUGACCAUCCCCGAGGCACAGACACGGUCGUGGUGCAGAGCCCCGUCUGAACAUUCGCGAGGCACAGACAUGGUCGUGGUGCAGAACCAGAUCUGACCAUCCACGAGGCACAGACAGGGUCGUGUUGCAGAGCCCGGUCUGACCAUCCCCGAGGUACAGACACGGUCGUGGUGCAGAGCCCAGUCUGACCAUCCCCAAGGCACAGACAUGGUCGUGGUGCAAAGCCCAGUCUGACCAUCCCCGAGGCACAGACACGGUCGUGGUGCAGAGCCCGGUCUGACCAUCCCUGUGGCACAGAGCCCGGUCUGACCAUCCCCGAGGCACAGACAUGGUCGUGGUGCAGAGCCCGGUCUGACCAUCCCCGAGGCACAGAGCCAGGUCUGACCAUCCCCAAGGCACAGACAUGGUCGUGGUGCAGAGCUCGGUCUGACCAUUCCCGAGGCACAGACACGGUCGUGGUGCAAAGCCUGGUCUUGACCAUCCCCGAGGCACAGACACAGUCGUGGUGCAGAGCCCGGUCUGACCAUCCCUGAGGCACAGAGCCCGGUCUGACCAUCCCGAGGCACAGACAUGGUCGUGGUGCAGAGCCCGGUCUGACCAUCCCUGUGGCACAGAGCCCGGUCUGACCAUCCCCGAGGCACAGACACGGUCGUGGUGCAGAGCCCCGUCUGAACAUUCGCGAGGCACAGACAUGGUCGUGGUGCAGAACCAGAUCUGACCAUCCACGAGGCACAGACAGGGUCGUGUUGCAGAGCCCGGUCUGACCAUCUCCAAGGCACAGGCAUGGACACGGUGCAGAGCCUGGUCUGACCAUCCCCGAGGCACAGAGCCCGGUCUGACCAUCCCCGAGGCACAGAGCCCGGUCUGACCAUCCCCGAGGCACAGACAUGGUUGUGGUACAAAGACUGGGAAACACAAAGGCACUUUGUUAUUAAUGUUGAUAUAAUUAUUAUUAUUAUGAUUUAUAAUUAUUAUUGUUGUGUUGUGUGUUUUUUUUUUUGGAAGGUUUAUUAUUUGCUGGGUCAUUCUUCGUUUGUCUCCUGUUCUAGACUGACUCAUUUGCUCUAAGUGUUUUGUUUUUUUCAUGCAUUGGCUAACACAGUGUCAAUUUGAUAAGAAGUGGCUGCUUUGCACUGCUACUGUGGAAACGGCGCGUACCCCAGUACUGGACCACCCCAUGAUAAGAGGCUGAAACAGGUUACCAGGGAGUGCCUUCCAGACAACUGAGGCAUGUCACAGCCUGAGGAGCUGUGCUUUGUUUUGGGAUUGUUGAUGCCUCCACCUAGCAAUCUCACAGUAAUGUGCAGUUCUGUAUUGUUGAUGCCUCCACCAAGCAAUCUCACAGUAAUGUGCAGUUCUGUAUUGUUGAUGCCUCCACCUAGCAAUCUCACAGUAAUGUGCAGUUCUGUAUUGUUGAUGCCUCCACCUAGCAAUCUCACAGUAAUGUGCAGUUCUGUCCCAAUAAAAGAAAUGAAUACAUUGUGACAGAGCGGGGCCUCUGCCCACUGCCCUGCCGCAGCUGUAUUGCUGGCUUGUAUUGCUGGCAUGUACAGAAAACACAGCACUGCAGUCAGUGAGAGCAACAGUCUUCUGUAUGUACAGAAAACACAGCAUUGCAGUGAGAGCAACAGUCUGCUGUAUGUACAGACC
This is a messenger RNA of Acipenser ruthenus (sterlet), 4957 nucleotides long. RefSeq names its product dual specificity testis-specific protein kinase 2-like. Gene Ontology annotation, biological process: actin cytoskeleton organization; positive regulation of stress fiber assembly; protein phosphorylation. NCBI's taxonomy places the organism in Eukaryota, Metazoa, Chordata, Actinopteri, Acipenseriformes, Acipenseridae. Gene Ontology annotation, cellular component: nucleus; cytoplasm. Gene Ontology annotation, molecular function: protein serine/threonine kinase activity; ATP binding. The record is from RefSeq and is a predicted model, not a curated record.